Messenger RNA from Loa loa (African eye worm), 614 nucleotides. RefSeq lists its product as hypothetical. The record is from RefSeq and is a predicted model, not a curated record. Lineage: Eukaryota; Metazoa; Nematoda; Chromadorea; Rhabditida; Onchocercidae. The annotation marks the transcript as partial. The transcript has 8 exons.
GUAUAAACGAUAUACUUUAUUUUACAACUAGUAAUUUCACAAUGAUGGAUGAUUUUUUAAAUGCAUGGCUUGUAAUAGCAUCAUAUGAGAUGGAAAGAGUAACAGAAAAUGAAAUACAAUUAAUUUCAUUAUUUGAGAUAUCAAAAUUACAGCUAAUUAGUCCCAUAAACAAACAAUACAAUUGUUGCGCAGUAAAUAAUAAUGCAUUGGCUUGGCAACAAUUUGCAAAACAUUCAAUUGUUUCAUAUGUUUAUUCGACAAAUAUCACUGAAAGAAGUAUUAAAUAUUAUAUAAAUGAAAAACGGGAGAAUUGUAAAAAUCAUAUGACAUCAGAAAUGUCGAAUAAUAUUGCACAAUGUAGUGCAUUGAUGCCACGUAUGAAAGAUGGUUUAAAAUUAAUACAUUUAUGUUAUAUAAUUGUCAUUAUCAUUAAUAUAUUAUUAUGCAUCCUUUUCGCAUUUUCCAAUCUUUGUAAAUGGUUCCUGGAAUGUGUCAACGAAGAGAAAUAUAUUAAAGAGAUGAAACUUGGGAAAGUAUUUCAUGCACAAUUACAACUUAAUAACAGGGGGAAAAAAAUAAUUGAAAUUGAUAGGAAAGAAGAAAUGAUACGAUAA